CGAGAUGGCUGCUCGAGAGGUUCUGCAGCUCUCGUCCGCUCCCCGGCCUCUAGCCCUAGCGUGGCCUGUCGGCCCCUACACCAUCUGACCCCAUGAACGAGCAGCCCAGGCCAUGCUCCAGCCGGACUCCAUGAAGGCGGAGACGACUUCUCUGCCGGGAAGUCGCCGCAACCCGCUGGAGGUCUUCACCAGCAUGUUCAGGCGGCGGUCCCUGCGUCCCUCCGGCGGGCCCAGCAUGACGCAGUCGUCGGACCACAUCUGGGACCUGCUGUCGACGUCGCCCGUGCGGGCCCGUAACCUGGAGCAGGACAUGGAGGCCCUGCGGCAGUCCCGCCACGACAACCCGUACCUGCAGCAGCAGAUGGAGCGCUUCUCCAUCCAGGACGACCAGGCCGACGAGCGCCAGCUGCUGUUUCCGGACGAGGACGCCGACUACCAGGACCUGCACAAGCACCUCAUCCGCAGUCCGCCGCCCCAGUUCCCGCAGGACGUCGCCCAGUUCGUCUUCCCCAGCUCGCCGCCGCCGGAGGAAGAGUCGAUGAUGGACUCGCAGCUCUUGGGUCGCUCGGCUCCGUACGCGAUCCAGGACGGCCACAGCGAGCUUGAGCAGCAGGCCAGAGACCAGGACAUGCCGCCUGAGGACGUCUACCGGAGCGUCCUGCCCAGGACGGCCGCCACCCGGUGAAGGCGGAGACCGGCAACUCCUCGCCGCCACCGCCGCUGGCUCGUUCCCGUCGGGCCUCCUGCGCUCCUCCACGGACACGUGCCAAACGAGUGGCACAUUUCGCGAAAUCGGUGGUGCGACGAGUUCGAAUGGAACCAAAAUUCGGAUCGCAGCUAGUCACCCCCCACGGCCAUUGUUGCUUCCCCGGUGUCCCCCCCUGCUCACCGCCGGAUUCCGGCUCAUCUCGGCUUCAGCGUCGCCGAAAGCCGGCCACCCUUGUACAUAGUCGCCAGCUACGCGCCGCCGGUUCUGCGAAGCUUGUACAGGCACCAUUUGCGGAGCAUCGAAUAAACGGCUGCCCGAGCUGGUUACGCGCGCUGGUCGACCCGC
Molecule: messenger RNA, 1054 nt
Organism: Ixodes scapularis (black-legged tick)
Lineage: Eukaryota; Metazoa; Arthropoda; Arachnida; Ixodida; Ixodidae
Exons: 4
Coding region: 113-685 (190 amino acids)
Source: RefSeq, a predicted model, not a curated record